This is a messenger RNA of Scophthalmus maximus (turbot), 2315 nucleotides long. It is a transcript of the gene mfsd2b, whose product is annotated as major facilitator superfamily domain containing 2B. The coding region runs from base 249 to 2090 and encodes 613 amino acids. Gene Ontology annotation, molecular function: sphingolipid intramembrane carrier activity; symporter activity. The record is from RefSeq and is a predicted model, not a curated record. Gene Ontology annotation, biological process: carbohydrate transport. Gene Ontology annotation, cellular component: membrane. The transcript is spliced from 15 exons. NCBI's taxonomy places the organism in Eukaryota, Metazoa, Chordata, Actinopteri, Pleuronectiformes, Scophthalmidae.
GUGUGAGUGUGUGUGUGUGUGUGUGUGUGUGCGCGUGUGCGUGCGCGCGGCCCGUCGGUGUCACAGUAUUUGCCGUCCCGGCCGCUGCAGGGCGCAGCUCCGUCACUGCGGACCGACCGACACAAGCGGAGCGCGGAGGCGCGCAGAUCCUCUCCAUCCUCCGCAGUCUCCAGUCUGGACCCGGCGAAGGAACUGACCCGGGCCGCGGCUGCUUUUUCCAAUCGACGCGGGAACACAGCAGCAUGUGAAUGGCGGCAGCAAGCGGCAAAGUUGUCACAGAGGAGCAGGAGGAGCUGCCAGCCCCCGGAGCCGCCGCUCACGCCCCACGCGCGCACACCCGGAGCCAGAGCCACAUCCAGUUCCAUCCCUCGACCUGCACCACCCAGUGGCCGACUCCUCGCACCGUUGCUCACACGAGGAGUCACAGCCACACUCACUUCAGCACUCCCCCCGCGCAGACGCAGCCCCAGAAGUACGGCUGUCGCCUCACACACAGCCUCUCGGCCAUGACCAAAGGGGAGAGGGCAGCGCAGGGCCCUGUGGGGAAGCUCAGCAAGCCCACCGAGCCGCUGUUCCCCAAAACUCCUCAGCAGACCGACUUGAGCCAGAAGUUGCCACUAUGCAGUAAGUUGUGUUUCGCCAUCGGCGGCGCGCCAAAGGAGGUGGCCGCCAGCGCCACAGCCUUCUACCUGCAAAUCUACCUGCUCGAAGUCGCUCAGAUCACGGCCUUCCAGGCCUCCAUGGUGCUGCUCAUCGGUCGGGCCUGGGGUGCAGUGACCGACCCCAUUGUCGGCUUCCUGAUUACAAAGAGCAGAUGGACCAAGAUCGGCAGACUCAUGCCCUGGAUGGCAGGUUGCACUCCGUUUCUGGUGGUCUCCUACUUCUACCUCUGGUUUGUUCCUCCCUUCAUCAGCGGCAGGUUCAUCUGGUACCUAGGCUUCUACUGCCUCUACCAGACCCUCAUCAAUUGUUUCCACGUGCCUUACUCUGCUCUCACCAUGUUCCUGAGUACAGACCAGAAGGAGAGAGACUCAGCCACUGCCUACCGGAUGACAGUGGAGGUCCUGGGGACACUCGUGGGAGCCGCCAUCCAGGGCCAGAUUGUGGCCAGCGCUCACACCUUGAAGCACUGCCCAACUCACAACGUGUCUGCCGGUUACCUUGGCAACAGCAGCGGGGCAGAGAUCGUCAAGAGUCUGGUGCACUCCCAGGACUACCUGUCACACGCUAAGGAGGUGUACAUGAUAGCGGCCGGCGUUAUUGGAGGAGUGUUUCUCAUCUGCACCAUGGUGAUGUUCCUGGGAGUCAAAGAGAAAGACGAUCCGUACGGCCCGAGGACGGAGAAGCAGAUCCCGUUCCACCGGGGCUUCAUCCUGGUGAUGAGACACGGGCCGUACCUCGCCCUGACCGCCGCAUUCCUCUUCAUCACUGUUGCCAUUCAGCUGAUACAGAGCAACUUUGUCCUCUUCUGCACCUACGCCGCCGACCUGAGGGAUCACUUCCAGAAUAUUGUGCUGACCAUCCUGGUUUCCGCUGUGAUAAGCAUCCCACUGUGGCAGUGGUUUCUGCAGAGGUUUGGCAAAAAGACGGCGGCCUUUUGUGGUAUCACAUGGAUCAUGCCCUUCACCUUGAUGCUGGUGUUCAUCCCUAAUGUGGUGGUGGCCUACGUCGUCGCUGUCUCCUCUGGACUGAGCGUGGCUGCCUCGCUCCUGCUGCCGUGGUCUAUGCUGCCAGAUGUGGUGGACGACUUCAGGCUGGCCAACCCCUACUCUAAAGGCCACGAAGCCAUCUUCUACUCCUUCUACGUCUUCUUCACCAAGUUCGCUGCCGGCAUCUCCCUGGGCGUGUCUACUCUCUGUCUGGAGUUUGCAGGGUAUGACACCGGCGCCUGCAAGCAGCCCGCUGCUGUAGUGUACACCCUGAAGCUGCUGAUCGGUGCCGCUCCGGUGGUGUUCAUUGUGACGGGGUUAACCAUCCUCCUCCUCUAUCCCAUCAGCGAAGAUGUGCGGCUCAGGAAUAAACUCUGCCUGGAGGAACUGCGGAAACACAGCAUCAGCUCCAGAACUACGGAAGAUUUGAAUAACGUGUGACCUGGCUCUCGCCUGGAGUGAACUUCAUAAAGAGGCCACAUAUUCCAGUGACUCGGCUGGAAGUUUGUUGAUUGGUGUAUAUUACACUGAUAAAUAGUUAAAAAUUGUUUUAAUGUAAACAUUCUUUGUUGCAUUUUCACAUGUACUGGAUAGUCUACUUGGAUAUAUAAAUAUAUGAUAAGAUUACCUAAUUUAUAUAAAUGAAUGUAUAUUAUUAUUUUGCUG